AUGGAACAGCUUUCGUACCAGCGAAAUGGAGAGUUCCUACAUUAUUUAGCCAAAGCUCAAUGUUUAAGAGGCAACUCUGAAAUAGGGCUGACAAUAUUAAAAACUAUUUAUGGUAAAUAUGAAAGUCUGAGAAGUUAUUAUAGAUUACUAUUUAGAGAUUUAAUACAAGAUUCCGUAUUAAAUAGAUCAGAAGCAUCUCUCAUGAUAUUUAAAAAAUAUGUGUUAGAGUUUAGUGAGGAGUGGUCGGAACAUUAUCCUUUGGUUUGCUUUUGGCAUAUCUGCUGGGCUAGUACCUGGUUUUCUGAUCAGAUGUUGUCUAAUGAACUAUUGGAAGCCUCAGAGCACCUUCAAGAGAUUGUAAAAGAUAAGGCCACAGCCUUUAGUAUAUCGGCUUUAAAGGAUUACAAUGAAGAUGCAGUUGUACGGCUCCUGCAGAACCUACUCAAAUAUGACAUGAUGAGUGAAUAUGUUGCUGUGUUGCAAGUGCUGUUUAAUUAUAAGUUAAGGAACAGGGAUAUACGUGGAUGUACUGAAAUCAUAAGAAAUUGUGAGGUUCUCGGUGUGAGCUUAUCCUCAAGUCAGCAAGGAAAGUACUUAACAAUGCUUAUAGAAGACAGGAAAAAUCCAGAUGAGAUAAAAACAAAAGUGCCCUUUAAAAACUUUAAAUUGAAAUUCUAG
Arctia plantaginis is the source of this 678-nucleotide messenger RNA. Lineage: Eukaryota; Metazoa; Arthropoda; Insecta; Lepidoptera; Erebidae. The record is from the annotation of a GenBank genome assembly.